AUGAAGCGGAUACCCAUAUCACGAUGCGCCUCGCAAUUGCUGGGUGCACCCUCGCCACGCCGGCCCUCGUGCACAUACACAGCGGCAAAGAACGUGCGGAGAAGCAUUAUACCUCAUAGCCACCGGAUACAGGCUCGGCUCCAGAGCACAGUAGCAAUUCCGGACGACGGUGAAUUGGAGCUCGAGAUUGCCGCAAACUCUGCCACACCGUCAACGUCGACACCCAGACCAAGAAGGCGCUUCCCGCUCGAGAGCCUCCCAUCUCCACAUCCCAGUGCCGCCGAACGUUCGACAAAAUUAUACGCCCUCCGCAGUCGAUUAUCUCUCCCACCUCGCUUUCCCCUCCCGGUUCUCGCACGAACCCUCAUCCACCCCUCCGCCGACCCAAACCCCGCCUUCAAUAAUGCCUCGCUAUCAAUACUCGGACGCCAGCUGCUUGGCUACUACACUUCCGAGUGGCUUCUAUGCAACUACCCACGCCUGCCAAUGGACGUCGUCUUCGCCGCAACAGAGGCAUACAUCGGACCGAGAGCGUUGACCACAAUCGCAAGCGAAUGGGGUAUCGAGGCGGCGGCGGAGCCGGGUGGUGAAGUCGACCCUGGCUUAUUACAAUUCAAGAGGAUACAGUCGGGCGAUGCCCUCCCAGCAGAGUUGAGGCGGCAAGCACCCUGGAAGUGGAAUAUCACCACCACACACAAGAUCAUGAAGACAGACGAAUUUGGCUCCGACAAUGCCGCACCCAGCCCGCACGCGCUACAAAGCACGCCAGUACCACUGGAAGAGGCAGCACAGUCCUUCGUCCGAGCACUCAUCGGCGCAUUACACGUACACCUGGGCUCCCCGCUCGUCAAGCGCUUUUUCCGUGACCACUUCCUGAGCCGACAUCUCGACAUCAGCACGAUUUUCGACUUCAGAAUGCCGACACGCGAUCUUUCACGGUUAUGCGCACGAGAGGGCUUCGAGCCACCGGUCGCCCGAUUGAUCUCAGAAACUGGUCGUCUAAGCAGACAUCCUGUGUUCGUGGUUGGGGUAUACAGCGGAAAGGACAAGCUAGGAGAGGGAUCAGGCAGUUCAUUAGAUGAGGCCAAGACAAGAGCAGCGGCAGCAGCAUUGAAGGCAUGGUACCUAUACAAGCCGGUCGAGGUCACCGUCCCAAGCAGCAUGGAGGGCGAAUUGGAUACGAGCAAGUGGCGGCCGAACCACGUCGACCACGGAGAGGUCAUUGUGUAA
Messenger RNA from Alternaria ethzedia, 1230 nucleotides. RefSeq lists its product as uncharacterized. The transcript has a single exon. Bases 1 to 1230 code for a protein of 409 amino acids. The record is from RefSeq and is a predicted model, not a curated record. Lineage: Eukaryota; Fungi; Ascomycota; Dothideomycetes; Pleosporales; Pleosporaceae. Gene Ontology annotation, molecular function: ribonuclease III activity; double-stranded RNA binding. Gene Ontology annotation, cellular component: nucleus. Gene Ontology annotation, biological process: primary miRNA processing; regulation of gene expression; rRNA processing.